UUCGAAGGCUCAGUCCGCGGCUCGUAGCCGGUGCGGGCGGCUGCGUCUGGAAAAGGAAGCGGCGCUGCUGCGCUGCUGGUUUGGAUAAGCAGGAUUUGGUGGGGAAAGCAGAGGCGCGCGUGGCUUUUCCUGGAUGCGCCUGGCUUGGAGGGCGUAACAAGUGUCGCUUCCUCCUCGUUUCCUCCCCUUUUUUUCGUAUUUUUGCUGCUUUCCCCUUACCUUGCUCCUUAAUAUUUUUUGUUUCCGUUUUUCUCCGUGCCGAGGCUGCAUUGCAAGCGAGGAUUUAUUUGCUGCGCGGCUGCCGCUGCACCGACGUUCGUGCGCGCGUGUUUUUCUCUCUUUUUUUUCCCUCUGCCUCCUUCCCGCUUUUCCUCCCUCUCCUCUUUUUGUUUUCUUCUGCCUGGCGUGUUAGGCGAGCCCGGGUCCCCCACCUUCCCUCGGGCAGGCGGGGCGGGCCAUGGAGGAGAAGUACCUGCCGGAGCUGAUGGCGGAGAAGGUCCUGGAUCCGUCUUCACCCCACGCGCUGAGACUGGUUAACCAAGAAAUUGAAAAAUUCCAAAAAGGGGAGGAAGGCAAGGAAGAAGAAAAGUACAUUGAUGUGGUGAUUAACAAAAAUAUGAAAUUGGGACAGAAAGUAUUAAUUCCAGUAAAACAGUUUCCCAAGUUCAACUUUGUGGGGAAACUUUUGGGCCCACGUGGCAAUUCUCUGAAGCGCUUGCAAGAAGAGACAUUGACAAAAAUGUCAAUAUUGGGAAAAGGAUCCAUGAGGGACAAGGCAAAGGAAGAAGAGUUGAGAAAAAGCGGAGAAGCAAAAUACUUCCACCUAAACGAUGACCUGCAUGUGUUAAUUGAAGUGUUUGCCCCACCAGCAGAAGCAUAUGCCAGAAUGGGGCAUGCGCUGGAAGAAAUCAAGAAGUUCCUCAUCCCCGACUACAAUGAUGAAAUCAGACAGGCACAAUUACAGGAAUUAACUUAUUUGAAUGGUGGCUCUGAAAAUGCAGAUGUUCCAGUAGUUCGCGGAAAGCCUCCUUUACGAGCACGGGGAGUGCCAGCUCCUACAUUGGCAAGAACUCGCGGAGGUGUGCCACCCCCACCUGCAGGCAUCCCAAGAGGGGCACCCGCACCCAGAGGAAUACCCCCUGGCAGAGGUCCCAUCACUCGUGGCCGGGGUCUUCUAACUCCCAGAGCAAGAGGGGUUCCACCGUCUGCAGGCUACCGACCCCUUCCUCCUCCUCCAGCACAAGAUACCUAUGGAGAAUACGACUAUGACGAUGGAUAUGGCACUUCAUACGAUGAACAGAGCUACGAUUCCUAUGAUAACAGCUAUAGUACUUCAGCACAAAGUGGUGGCGAUUACUAUGAUUACGCCCAUGGCCUGAGUGACGACACAUAUGAUUCUUACAGACAGGAAGAAUGGACCAGUUCAAGACACAAGGCACCUUCAGCAAGGACAACAAAAGGAGGCUACAGAGAGCAGCCAUAUGCCAGAUACUGAUUACACUGUCUGAUGUUGUGAAAUACCCAAUCUCCACCAGUCCUGUAUACUGUUCAAAGUAAUUUUUUUCUAUGAACAAUCCCUUUUUAUUAAAAUCAAAGUGCUUAAUCUGAA
Molecule: messenger RNA, 1609 nt
Organism: Lacerta agilis (Sand lizard)
Lineage: Eukaryota; Metazoa; Chordata; Lepidosauria; Squamata; Lacertidae
Gene: KHDRBS3
Product: KH RNA binding domain containing, signal transduction associated 3
Biological process (GO): regulation of alternative mRNA splicing, via spliceosome
Cellular component (GO): nucleus
Molecular function (GO): mRNA binding
Source: RefSeq, a predicted model, not a curated record